AUGCGUACGCCACUGGGCGUCACCUGAUGCUCGCUCUGCGGCGCAUGCGUGAAAAAUCCCUCCGUUGGCGUCACUGCGACGCUUUUCGUGGCGUAUUUUGCGGCAUUUGCGGCCAACGUCGGUAUGAGGUGAGGUUCGCUCGCGUUCCCGAAUGUGGCAUGUAUAGUGAUGAACUAGUAGCAGUUCUCGCGCUUCGAAUAGUCUGAACAACUUCUCACAUUGUAACCCGCAUCCUUUUAUUCGCAAUUCGUAUCGCCGCGCCGUCGACAUGUCGGCAUUUGCCGCGGAUAAUAAAACGGAGUACGAGGAAAAGGAGCAGCACACGAGCGAGACAGAAACGUCCUCUGCCACUUCAGCGAAGUCGGAGAUAAAUAAGGAUUCAAAUGUAGAGAGCCCUCAAAGUAGGAAACACAAGCGGUCGCCAGAUCGCGAACGACCGUCCAAAAUAGCAAAGCACGAUGCUGAAGAAGAUGCCUCAUCUGCUAGUACAAACGUUCCCUCAGAUUUAACGACAUCCGGAAGUAACGAAAAAAAUAAAGACACAACUGAUGCAAACAGGAGUCUUGACAAUACAGUUUUGGUAGCUGACCAUUACAAUGCGCUCGAGGAAAAGGGCCUCUCGCAGAGAAAUCAAAGUCGCAUUGUAUAUAUGAGGAAUUUUAACAAUUGGAUUAAAAGCAUGCUUAUAAAUGAAUACGUAGUCAAAGUAAGACAAGGCAAAAGUUUCGGCACUUCGCUUAAAGUUCUGGACAUGUGCUGUGGUAAGGGCGGAGACCUUCUCAAGUGGAAAAAGGCAAAUAUUUCACAUUUGAUCUGCGCAGAUAUAGCGCAAGUAUCGCUUGAACAGUGUCAACAACGAUACAAUGACAUGGUGAAUAAGAAAGGUUCCAAGGACAGAGGUUUUGCUCCCAUUUUCAGCGCGGAGUUUAUAACAGCUGAUUGUACAAAGGUUCGUUUGAGGGAGAAGUUCACGGAUCCCAGCAUACAGCUGGACUUCGUUAGCUGCCAGUUCGCUUUCCACUACAGCUUUGAAUCUCUAUCACAGGCGGAAUGCAUGAUUCGGAAUGCAAGUGAGAGUCUCAAGCCCGGUGGCUACUUCAUCGGAACCAUUCCAGACGCUUACGAUUUAAUUUCUAGGUGGCAAAAUUGCGACGGUCAUAAGUUCGGCAACGACGUAUACAACGUUGAAUUUUUAAGCGAGGACAAAACUAAACCGCCGUUCUUCGGCGCAAAGUACAAUUUUCAUCUGGACGGUGUGGUCGAUUGCCCGGAAUUCCUGGUGCAUCUGCCCACUUUGUGCAAGUUGGCUCUGAAAUACGGUCUCGAAUUAGUGGCGUUUGAAAGGUUCGAAGAUUUCUAUGAGCGUUUCAAAAACGAAGGUAGAUCUCUUUUAGGAAAUAUGCAGGCACUAGAAACUUAUCCGCCAUAUCAUGAAGCGCCUCUACUUGGGGAUCCAGAGCGAGACUAUCAUCAUGCUGUUGAAUAUAUGCAGAAUCUGCCGGCGAAUCAUCGUAAAAUUGGCACUCUUUCGCAAUCGGAAUGGGAAGUCACUUCAUUGUAUGCAGUAUUUUCAUUUCGAAAAAUGAAGACGAUUUGGAACAGCGAAGGAAAGCCAGAGUAUAUCAAGUUAUAAAGUUUCGUAAGAUAAAGAAAAACAUGAAAACUGAAGCAAGGAACGAUUUACUGAUGCUGCUGAUUUUAUAUUGUACAAACAAUUUUAUUUGUUACUGUAAUGUAACUUAUGGUAGGACGAUAUCAACCGUGUGAUAUCAGUAGAGCUGUAGCUGCGUUUAUAGAGCUGACAAUCAUGUAAAAAGUGCUAAAAAGGCUUAACCCUUUAAUGCUACUCUUGGUAUGGCGUAUCAGACUUUUUUUUCAAAAAAUGAUCUUUUAAAACAUUUAUUUAUUUUAUUACUUAUAACUUUUUUUUUACUAAUCAAGAUAUACCUGUUUGAUACCGUUGUAUUUCUUAAUGCUUGACAUUUCGAUUGAAAAAAAUUUAUUAUGUUUAUAAUUUUAUAAAAGUUUAAGCAAUCAAAGUUGGAUUGAAUGUUGCACCAAUGACAAUGUAUAAUACAAAACGUAUAACAUUGAACACAGGUAUAACAUAAAAUGUAUAACAUAUAAAAAAUAAUACAAACGUAUAACAUUGAAGGGUUAAUCAUUAGAAAACAAUUUUCUUUUUCAUUGUUACUGAAAUUCUAUUCUUUCAAGUCGUAAGAAAUUUUUCAGUAUAACACGAAUGAUUUAGAUGUCAGGAAAUAUAAGAUCCUGAAUACAGUAAUGUUAAUUUCCUAAUUGAGUGGAUUAUAGAUAAUCAGCUCGCAACACGGAAAAUGAAUCAUGUAUUUCAAAUUAAGAAUU
Molecule: messenger RNA, 2364 nt
Organism: Acromyrmex echinatior (Panamanian leafcutter ant)
Lineage: Eukaryota; Metazoa; Arthropoda; Insecta; Hymenoptera; Formicidae
Gene: Rnmt
Product: RNA guanine-7 methyltransferase
Biological process (GO): 7-methylguanosine mRNA capping
Cellular component (GO): nucleus
Molecular function (GO): mRNA 5'-cap (guanine-N7-)-methyltransferase activity
Source: RefSeq, a predicted model, not a curated record